Molecule: messenger RNA, 2023 nt
Organism: Brassica napus (rape)
Lineage: Eukaryota; Viridiplantae; Streptophyta; Magnoliopsida; Brassicales; Brassicaceae
Exons: 1
Coding region: 1445-2014 (189 amino acids)
Molecular function (GO): zinc ion binding
Source: RefSeq, a predicted model, not a curated record
CAAAAAGGUAACAACUAAGAACUUGAAUCGAGUUAAAACAUGAUAUUUGUAUGCUUGAAAGACCACUUUGAACCUUAUGAUAACGGUUUACGUGUAAGGCCUUUUUUUAGCUCAUUGCAUUACAAUGGGUUGCAAACUUCUUUAAGCCCACUAAAUUAAAUGGUUGGGGUUGUUGUACUUAAACUAACAAUGGUAUUAGUACAUGUUGUUUGUAAAAUUGUCAUCAGAUCCGCUGUAGCACACUGGUCAAUUUUAAUUGAUGAAAUCCGGGUUCAACCCUAGCUGAUACAUUUUUUAUAGUAAGAUUAUAGGUUUUAAAUCAAUGAUAAUGUCGAUAGUUUAUUCCUUCUCACUAAACCUUAUACGUCAACAGUAAAACAAUAAAACGUCGUGAAAUUAUAGAACAAUUCGAUAGUGUUUUGCUAAGAAAUUAGCUAACGUUAUCUUCGAAACAAAAACAAAAACAAAAAUCAUACUUGCUCUGUCAACACAAAUUCAUUUCCUUAUACAAAAGUUGUCAAGAAAACCAGGAGGUAAAUCAUACUUUCUCUGUCAACACAAAUCUGUAGAAAAUUGGAGUUUAUUUCCAGAUAAAAUUGACAACGAGAUCGUGGUCAAGUGAUAGGAAGAGCCAAGAGAUUGAAUUUUUAAUUAUUGAUCUCUUUUUCAUAACUUCUAGAAGACUUUGAUAAAUAGUAUCGAAUAAAGUCAGUAGUAGAAUCUUUUACGUGAACCCUAAGAGCGUCCACAACGGGGGUCCGUAACGAAUCUUUACCCAGUCCGUGAGAUUAUUAAAUUAAUAAACGAGCCGAGAAAGGGAAGGAUUAGUCCGUAACUAAGGAUUAAACGGACUUGAUCCUUAGCUACGUGUCAUAACCUGAGUGGUCCGGUGGGUUUUCGUAUUUGCUGUAUCAAAAAAAAAACAACGACAUUUGCGACCGAAGCGGAAAAAAAAUAGCUCUCGAGAAAAGGUGAUUUGUGGCGAUUUCGAUCCGUCUCGACAUCAAGGUAAAUGUUCAGAUUUUCUUGCAGAUUUAUGGAUUAGGAUUAGGUUCGUGCGUCUUUUCCUGUCAAUCGGUUUCGUUUUGUGUUUACAAUCGAAGAAUAUUUGGGGGUUGAAAUUUUGAUGUGAAAUUAGGGUUUCGAAGAAUUCUUUUUCCCAGUCGAUUAGGAGUUUAAGGUCGUUUGUACUUAGAGUUUGAUUACCUUCGAUUUUGUUGUUCUCUCAAUUGUUUGGGAUUUUGUGUUUUCAAUCGACGGGGUUUGAUAAGAUUAUUGGGGUUUCGCAUUUUUCAAUCCCAUUUUCCCACUUGUUGUUAGCGUUUUGUAUCUCUAUUGGUUUGCAAGAAGUUGAAUGUACUUAAGAGUCAUGUAGAUUAUAGGUUCAUUCAGAUGCUUGUUUCAAUUAAUUUGGGUUACAUGAUUUUUGUCAGGUUUAGGAAGAAUGGGACAAGAUUAUUCAUACAGCCAGCCUUCAUCAUCAGAUGAGUACGACAUAAACGCACUGAUUCAAGCCGAAUUUGAACUGUACGGGGAUGAAGCUGAGAGUAACUACCAUAUUGCUGAGCCGCUUCAGUACGAACCUCAACCCGAGUGUGACGAAGGAAUCCCGACCAUCUGCUACUGUGGUGGUGACCCUGUGGUUGCAAUAUCUUCCACGGCUAAAGAUCUAGGGAGGAGGUACUUUACCUGCCCAAAUGUGGAUGAUGGGGACUGCCACAUUUGGAAAUGGUGGGACGUGGCUAUCACGGAGGAGAUGCGUGAGUUGCAGACACAAAUUAGGCAGCUUAAGGAUCAAGGUUUUGAGUGUGAGGAGAAGGUGGUAAAGCUACAGAAGACUGUGUGUGCGUUAUCUAAGAAGAAACCGGGGCUUAUUACAAAUGGCUUUGCAAUGGAGGUUUGUCUAGUGGUCUCUGCAGUAGUUUUUUUAGGUCUGGCGGUCAUGUAUCUGUAUGGUAAGUUACUCUCUUGUGGUUUUGGGUAUGUCUUUAUGCAUUUUUUAAAAAAAUUGUGACAGUUUGAU